UGUAGAGAGAGAUUUUAUAUAAACCCCCUGUGGGUUCUAUAGCGUUUCAACAAGAAGAAUAUAAUAUUUUUCCAAGUCGAUCAAAAGUGCUCUUCUGCUCAUCUUCCUCCGUCUGAGACAAUGGAUGGGAAGAAAUUGGAGUACAAAGGCGAGGAGGCAUUGAAGGAGAUUGAGAGGCUCACACAAAAGGCUGACGAAGUUCAAAAGAACAUCUUGAAAGAAAUCUUAACCCGAAACAGAGAAACUGAGUAUCUCAACAAGUAUAUGAAAGGAUCAAAAGAUGUCUUAGAGUUCAAGCUUAAUGUUCCUGUCAUUACUUACAAGGGUAUCCGCCCCUUUAUCCAAAGAAUUGCUAAUGGUGAAGACUCCUCUCUCAUUUCUGGUCACCCCAUUACGGAAAUGCUUAGCAGUUCAGGGACUUCAGCUGGAGCGCCUAAGUUGAUGCCUUCAAUAGCAGAAGAUCUUGACAGAAGAACAUUUUUAUACAAUCUCAUCAUGCCAAUCAUGAAUCAAUAUGUCUCCGGUCUUGACGGGGGAAAGGCGAUGUACCUUUAUUUUAUCAAGGCAGAAAUGUCUACACCCUGCGGAUUACCCGCGCGGGCUGUGCUGACGAGCUUCUACAAAAGCAAGCACUUCAAGUGCCGCGCGCGCGACCCUUUCAACGACUAUACAAGCCCCGACCAAGCCAUUUUGUCCAACGACAGCAGCCAAAGCAUGUAUUGCCAGCUGCUCGCGGGGCUAAUCCACCGCCACCAAGUCCUCCGGCUAGGGGCGGUUUUUGCCUCUGCUUUUCUCCGAGCAAUCUCGUUCCUCGAACGGAAUUGGGUUCGUCUCUGCGACGACAUCCGCACCGGCCAACUGGACCUGACCAUCACCGACCCCCGAUGCCGUUCGGGGAUGUCCGCUGUGCUUUCGUCGCCGGACCCGCGUCUUGCGAGCGAGAUCUACGACAUCUGCAGCCGUUCAUCGUGGAAGGGUGUUUUGUGCCGCCUUUGGCCUAGAGCUAAGUACAUUGAGGCUGUGGUGACCGGCUCCAUGGCACAGUAUAUACCGGCGCUGGAGUAUUACAGUGAUGGGAAAUUGCCCUUGGUUUCCACCAUGUACGCCUCGUCGGAAUGUUACUUCGGCGUCAACUUGAAGCCGUUAUGUGACCCCGCCGACGUUGCGUUUACCCUCAUGCCCAACAUGUGUUAUUUUGAAUUUAUACCAUUGGGAGAGAAUGGUACAAUGUUAAUGGACGUCGGUGAAGAAGAGGAGGUGAACAGUGAUAAGCUUGUCGACCUGGUGCAGGUUAGGCUCGGCUGCUAUUAUGAAUUGGUCGUCACUACUUUUGCUGGGCUAUAUCGAUAUCGUAUUGGUGAUGUGCUGCAAGUGACUGGAUUCCACAAUACAGCCCCUCAGUUCAGAUUCAUCUGCAGGAGAAAUGUCCUCCUCAGCAUUGACAAUGACAAAACCAACGAAGAGGAUUUGCAUAAGAGCAUCACUGCGGCAAAGAAAUUGCUGGAGCCUUACAAUGCUUUGCUGGUGGAGUACACAAGCUAUGCAGACACGUCAACUUUGCCUGGACAUUAUGUAUUGUUUUGGGAAAUCCAACUUCAUGGAUCAAAGGCUGCAGGCAUGGGUGCAGCCAUUGCAGUACUUGAUGAUAAGGUGCUCCAAGAAUGUUGCAUUGCUGUGGAAGAAGAGCUUGACUACAUAUACAGAGGAUGCCGAGUAAAUGAGAGGUCUGUAGGGCCCCUUGAGAUUCGUGUGGUGGAGCCUGGCACUUUUGAGGAAUUGAUGGACUUGUUCAUCGACCGAGGUGGGUCGAUAAACCAAUAUAAAACGCCGAGGUGCAUCAAAUCUAAAGCAGCUCUCAAGCUGCUUAAUUCUCAUGUCAAGGCAUCUUUUUUUAGCCCUAGGGAUCCAAAGUGGGUUCCUUAGAAUACUAUUGUCUUAUGUAUGUGCAAGCUAGACUUAUCUUACCUAUAGUACUAGCUAUGCUAAUAAUCUUCCUUUCAUGCUAGUAGCUAGCUAGACAUAUAAUAUAUAUAGUCUUUAGCAGUUUGAAGGGGCCGGGGUGCAUCAUAAGUUGGUGCCACUGCCUUUGCAUGUGGAGCAAUUUUAUAUAUAUAUAUGCCUUUUUGGUGAACUCAUGUAUUCAUCAUUUAUCUAUGACUUUAUGAAAAAAGGGGAGCAAGAAUGUUUGGGUAU
This is a messenger RNA of Corylus avellana, 2193 nucleotides long. It is a transcript of the gene GH3.9, whose product is annotated as putative indole-3-acetic acid-amido synthetase GH3.9. Gene Ontology annotation, molecular function: acid-amino acid ligase activity. NCBI's taxonomy places the organism in Eukaryota, Viridiplantae, Streptophyta, Magnoliopsida, Fagales, Betulaceae. The record is from RefSeq and is a predicted model, not a curated record. Gene Ontology annotation, cellular component: cytoplasm.